Messenger RNA from Lathyrus oleraceus (garden pea), 900 nucleotides. Its product is annotated as T-complex protein 1 subunit epsilon-like. The transcript is spliced from 3 exons. The coding region runs from base 1 to 900 and encodes 299 amino acids. NCBI's taxonomy places the organism in Eukaryota, Viridiplantae, Streptophyta, Magnoliopsida, Fabales, Fabaceae. Gene Ontology annotation, molecular function: ATP-dependent protein folding chaperone; ATP binding. The record is from RefSeq and is a predicted model, not a curated record.
AUGAACCCUAAAUCAUGCACAUCACCAUCGACAACCACCAGUGACAAUUUUGCUAUAGUCUCAUACGACUUUGGUAACCUGAUUAAUCAAGUCGAUGAAGAUUGUGAGGAAGAUGCUGAGCUCCCCGAAGAAAUUGCAAGAUUGCUCAACACGCUUAACCUGCACAGACCAAAGCCAAAAAAAACCAAGCAUAAGAUUGAUAUUGACACAGUGGAGAAGUUUCAGACUUUAAGGAAGCAGGAGCAGAAAUAUUUUGAUGACAUGGUUCAACAAUGCAAGGAUGUAGGCACAACCCUUGUUAUUUGCAAAAGGGGUUUUGAUGGUGAAGCAAAUCAUCUCUUGAUGCACACGAACUUGCCAGCUGUUAGGUUGGUUGUUGGUGUUGAGUUGGAAUUGAUUGCCAUAGCAACAAGUGGAAGAAUUGUUCCCAGGUUCCAGGAAUUAACUGCAGGAAAGUUAGGAAAGGUUGGUAUCGUCAGAGAGAAAGCAUGUGGAACAGCUAAAGACCGGAUGUUGUACAUUGAGUACUGUGCUAAUUCAAAGGCUGUGUUGUUGUGGUUUCUAUAUAUUUCAAGGAUGUUUCUUUCAGAAGGUCACAAGCAUCAAGUUGUUUUCAGUUUAUGGUUUUGUUUCUAUUUGGUGCUUAUUGCUGCACAGGAUAAUACCACUGACCCUACCGAAGUUGAAGCAUUAAAAGCCAUAAAAGAAAGAAUUGCAACUAAUGAAUUUGAGCUUGUCCGGAAAUUUGGUACCAGAAAUUGGCAGCUUAGCUUAUAUGGAAAGAUUGAAGUUCAUGUGGAACAAAAUAAUUGGGAGUAUUCCAAAGGAAAUUGGCAAUAUCAAAUCUCUAGUCCUCCUGCUAUUAAAUGGAAAUCUAUUAACAUGUUCACUACCAGAUGA